Messenger RNA from Acaulospora colombiana, 591 nucleotides. NCBI's taxonomy places the organism in Eukaryota, Fungi, Glomeromycota, Glomeromycetes, Diversisporales, Acaulosporaceae. The record is from the annotation of a GenBank genome assembly.
AUGAAUCGAAUUCGAAACGCAUUCGGAAUUCUCGGAUAUCCACGGGAGACUACAUUCAUAACCGGGACUGCCGGGUUUCUUGUAGGGUCGGCCGUAAUAGGUUUGAAAAGUCCGCGUGCGAUACUCUCAGAAGGAGAAAAGCCCACAAAGCUUAGCAUCUAUGACGACCCAAAGCCAGACAUUGUGCUUGUAGAAUCGCCCAGCAGGUUGGAACAAAGCAUUAGACAAUCCAGGAUUCGAAUCGCACAGUCGCAUCGUAUACGCGACAUAAAAGACAAAUGGAUCGAAGUUGAACAGAAUACUGAAAGGACGGUGAAAGAAGUGAUUGCGCCCGAUGAAAGAGUCAAGCCAGAAAUCUUGUACAUUGCAGUAGCAGGACUCGCUGGAACCAUAGUAGCAAGAAAUCCUUCGUACUAUUUUAUUCCUCAAACGACGCGUAAUAUCGCGGUCAAAAUCCGAGAAUACGAGGGGAGAUCACCGGAGCUCACAAAAGCCCAUGAAUCAAUAUCGAAUUUAGUAAAAGGAUCAAAGUCUAAAAUAAAUUCGACCAUCGGUGGCCUGAAAGGAGGUCAAUCGGAAGAAAAAAAAUAG